AUGCAUGACACUGUACGGCCGUGUGCCGCGUGUCUGGCCCUCAACAGAAAUCACCAAUUGAAGCGUUCAGCCGACGCUGCUUCACUGCGAGUCGCUGCGACACAGCGAGUCGCGACAGACCCAAGUGUCAUUGUCCCCUUCCGUUCUGCCGAGGGACUUGAGCGUGCGGGACACGUUGAGCUCUUUGAGCGGCUCAAGGUGGUCACAUCCGCAUUGAUCGCCGAGCGGGCAGAUCGAAUAGCGCUGGACAGGGAGAUUAAGCGGCGGACAUCCCUUUUCCAGGCUGCUAGAGUGAGGCUACAGGCAUACGCUCGGGCAGAUGCAUCACGCAGUGAACUCGUCCGACUGCUCGAAACAUCACAACAACGAGGUAUGAUGCAGUGUCGGCAUGCGCGCCAGCUCAUCAACCCUCGGAAGAUGAUGAUGAUCGGGCCAUACCUCAUCAGCUUCCCUGCACUGCGCGCGCUGAGCAAGCGCAUGCCCCAUGUCAACAUCUCGUCCCAGGAUCUCAACUACAAGGACAAACAGAACCAGCGCGCCACUCUCAAGUUGGCCGACCUCGACAUGGAUCCCUCAACUGGAAGCGUCAAGGCAGUCAGUGUGCUGCGUGACGCACUGGAGACAGGUUCACACAAUCCGGUUGGCGGUGAUGGUCCUAUCGUUGACGGCUCGUAUUAUGCUACCUUCCUCUAUGUGACGUUCAUGCAUUAUUUAGUAGCUGGACGAAUGAAAGCAGGCUCGUGGUCCCUCUAUUACUGCCCACCCGCUUUCCCGGACUAUCAACACGAGUUGCACCAUCCGCAAAUGUCGUAUGGAGGCCUUAACCAGAUCGCGUCCCAGCACAACUCUGCGCGCUUGCCGACGGUUCCCAUGGGGAAAUUGUCCAGGGGAGUCAAGGAAUGCGAGCGGAAACGUGCUGGGCAAUAG
Molecule: messenger RNA, 927 nt
Organism: Volvox carteri f. nagariensis
Lineage: Eukaryota; Viridiplantae; Chlorophyta; Chlorophyceae; Chlamydomonadales; Volvocaceae
Exons: 6
Coding region: 1-927 (308 amino acids)
Source: RefSeq, a predicted model, not a curated record